AUGGCAUCUAGAACUUGGCAAGAGACUGUAUCCCUGAAGCAAAGGGAACUCCGAGACUCCAUUCCUCGAGAAUGGAUCGAUGAUAAUCUAAAGGUGGAUAUGAUAUCCAAAGGGCUUGUCAAUACGAGGGAAUACCUUGAUGACAUUUUGCCAGAGGAAGAGAAGAGUAUAACGUCAAGGACAAUCAUGGAACUUUCUCAAGCUAUUGGUAACGGUGAGCUCACUGCAUUAGAAGUGACAAAAGCGUUUACUCAUAGAGCUAUGCUUGCACACCAGAUAUUGAACUGCUGUUCCGAGAUUUUCAUUAACCAAGCGUUGGAAAGAGCCGAGGCCCUGGACACAAUUUUCAAAGAAACAGGUAAAACGGUAGGCCCAUUACAUGGUAUUCCAAUCUCAUUAAAGGACCAGGUUGAUUUAAAAGGUAUUGCAUCUGCUCUUGGUUAUGUUUCCCGAUGCCAUGAUAAAAAAGACGAAAACUCACUAUUAGCAGACAAAUUGUUAGAAAUGGGAGCUAUAUUUUAUGUGAAGACAUGUGUUCCGAUGGCAAUGAUGGCCCCAGAAACCGGUACCAAUCUUUUCCCUUAUACAUACAAUGCAUUAAACAUCAAUCUAUCAUCGGGUGGUUCAUCAGGUGGAGAGGGUGCCCUAAUUGCCGCCGGUGGUGCCCGAGUUGGGUUUGGUACUGAUAUCGGUGGAAGCAUCCGUAUUCCGGCAUCGUACAAUGGUAUUUAUGGUAUCAAACCAAGUGUUGGCAGAGUUUCCUAUCUAAGAGUUUCCAAUUCCUAUGCAAAUCAAGAAUGUAUACCGUCAGUAAUUGGUCCAUUGGCGCAGACCUUAGAGGAGCUUGAGUUUACACUCAAGCUAGUAGUGGAUAGCAAAUGCUGGCUUCAAGAUCCCAAGGUCUUACCUAUUGGUUGGACUCAGUAUACCAUUCCUUCAGAAAAAUUAAAAAUUGGUAUUUGGUUCGACAGUGGAGAUGUUGAGCCAAUGCCUGCAAUCAAACGUACUUUAAAAGAAAUUUACGGCUCCCUAUCCAAGAGCGAUAACUUUGAAGUCGUCAAGGUGGAGUGGCCAGAGCAUCAAAGACUCAUCAAGGCAUUAUUUGAUGUUUAUGGUGCAGACGCAUCCAAAGAGAUCAUGAAUGAAUGCGCCAAAUCUGGAGAGCCCCUCCAUAGAUUGUUGGAUUAUCUAAUGGAUCCUGAAAACAAGACUUCUCCAUUGACAAUCAACCAAUGGUGGGAGUUGUGCAACGAAGUCUAUCUGAUCAAGGCAAAAUAUCUCGAAUUCUGGUGUGGAAAUCAGUUAGAUGCCAUAAUUGCCCCAGUUAUGGCACAAACACAGGUUAAGCCGUACAGUGUUAGCUCCUUGGACUAUACAGGGGUAUGCAACCUCUGUGACUGUUCAAGUGUGGUAAUCCCUUUGAACAAAGUCGAUCCCAUAAAGGACACAUUAAUUGUUCGGGGAACUAGGUCCGACCUUGAGAAAAGUAUCCGUGACCAAUACGACGUUCAGGCGGUGGACAAGAUGCCUGUCUGCGUACAAAUUAUUACAAGGAAACUCGAGGAGGAAAAGGGUUUGGCAAUAGCCUCUCUAGUUCAAAAGGUUGUUAAAGGUUGA
Messenger RNA from Pichia kudriavzevii, 1617 nucleotides. RefSeq lists its product as uncharacterized. Bases 1 to 1617 code for a protein of 538 amino acids. NCBI's taxonomy places the organism in Eukaryota, Fungi, Ascomycota, Pichiomycetes, Pichiales, Pichiaceae. The transcript has a single exon. The record is from RefSeq and is a predicted model, not a curated record.